Messenger RNA from Trypanosoma brucei brucei TREU927, 276 nucleotides. RefSeq lists its product as hypothetical. The coding region runs from base 1 to 276 and encodes 91 amino acids. The transcript has a single exon. Lineage: Eukaryota; Euglenozoa; Kinetoplastea; Trypanosomatida; Trypanosomatidae. The record is from RefSeq and is a predicted model, not a curated record.
AUGCGGCAAAUUUGGCGCGAUCCAAUGCGUGUAUUUUUAUUGUUGUUAUCCUUUCCCUUUUGUCUGCACCACUACGCUUCUUGCACGAGCAGCACGGUCUUUACUGCAAUUUCACUCCUUUGUUAUAGUUUGUUAUUCCUUCCUUUAUUGAGGGAAGUGGGAUUGACCAACCACUACCUCUCGCGCGUAGGAGGAGGAAAACAACAGGUUAACAAUGAGGGGAAAACAAGUGGAGGGGAUCAUGACUACGGGAAAGGAAAGAGAACAGGAUAUUAA